ACAAUCGAAACAAAUACAGCAUUAAUAUGAUGCAGCAUUGAUAUAAAACAUCAUAUUGCUAUCAUAUGACAAAUAUUCCAAUUUGCAUUCUAGUAAUCAAUGUAUAACAUAAUUCACACAAUGUUUGUGACCUACCGAGCCUGAAAUCUCUAUGAACUUUGCAAUUUACUUUGCAGUUGUAUUUUACAGUUCCUUUAUAGCCAUAUCAGUCCAACGGACACAAAUAAAAAACUAAAAGAAAAACCAGAAGAGGAAGUACCGAAAAUCUUCAAGAGUCUUGCUUACCCCUUCACCAUUCAUAAAACAUCAUUAUCCAAUGUUGGCUCACCUCACACAUGGCCAGUGCUCCUUGGUGCACUUCACUGGCUUAUGGAACUUGUCAAGUUGGCUCAAAAUGUUAAUGACACCAUCGACGAAUGUCUGUUUCCCAUGAAUGAUGAGGACAAGUUGUAUUUUGAUUACCUUGAGAAAGCGUACGAAGCGUUUAUUUACGGUCAAGACUUAGAUAAUCUGGAUGAUUACACAGAAGCACUAUAUGAAGAACUGAGAAACAAGAAUGCUCCACUUAUUGCUGAAAACGAAGAGCUGAGUCACGAAAACAAGCUACUGGAGGAAGAACUGGCGAGGCUUGAAAGUGAACCGUCAAAGCUUGAAGCAUUAGUGGAACAAAAGAGAACACUAGAGCUCGACAAGACUAAAUUCGAGACCUACAUCACUGAUCUCGAGAAGCAUCGUCUCAAACUUGAGGAAAGAAAAAUUCAGAACAAACAAAAAUUGAAUGAUCUCAGUAAGUGCAGUGUGGUGUCUUGAGGCAUCGCGCGAGUG
Molecule: messenger RNA, 825 nt
Organism: Xenia sp. Carnegie-2017
Lineage: Eukaryota; Metazoa; Cnidaria; Anthozoa; Malacalcyonacea; Xeniidae
Product: kinetochore protein NDC80 homolog
Exons: 7
Coding region: 370-810 (146 amino acids)
Biological process (GO): attachment of mitotic spindle microtubules to kinetochore
Cellular component (GO): Ndc80 complex
Source: RefSeq, a predicted model, not a curated record